Sordaria macrospora k-hell is the source of this 2010-nucleotide messenger RNA. RefSeq lists its product as uncharacterized. The record is from RefSeq and is a predicted model, not a curated record. NCBI's taxonomy places the organism in Eukaryota, Fungi, Ascomycota, Sordariomycetes, Sordariales, Sordariaceae. Gene Ontology annotation, molecular function: protein binding. Gene Ontology annotation, cellular component: cytoplasm.
AUGUCUGCGAAGCCUGAACCGGCAUCAACCGGCAAAUUGCCUGUCUUCUCGAUCUCGUUGACACAACAGCCGUACGCUGACCACCCAUUUUCACGGCGAUAUAUCGUGUUAGACAUCCAGAAUCCCACUUUGAAGAUUGGCCGAUCGUCCAAACUCGCCGCGAAGGGCUUUGUACCGAACUCGCAAAACGGCUGGUAUGACAGCGCUGUAAUGUCUCGACAACACGCCGAGAUCAUAGCCGAUUUUACACAAAAGAGGCUCAAAUUAAGGGACCUUGGUUCGCUCCAUGGAACCUAUGUUAAUGACACCGACCAACGACUUGAAAAAGACCAGCAAGUCGAGAUUAAGGACGGUGAUAGCAUCCGCUUCGGUGUGGACAUCAUGAGGAAAAGGAUAUUUCCUCCGACAGUUGUCAAGGUUGGGCUCGACUACAUCGAGGCCCCUAAAGCGAAGCCAGAGCAAGAUAGUACUCGUCCGAGGGCCUCAAGUACUUUCAAAGUACCCGACGGGUCAGACUCCGACAUGGACGAAGAUUACAACAACGACUCGUCAGCGCAAAGCAUCCAAUCAGUCGGACGAGGACUAUCUGGACUUAGUUGCAUGGGCGAUGUAAUCGACCUUACUCACCCUGUAACCUCCGGCAAUGUAAUCGCCAAUCUUGAGAAACAGGUUAUCGAUCUGGAUCAAGAUGAUGACUACGAGAGCGACUGGUGUGCAAGUGAUGAGAUCGAUGCCCUCCAAGCAGAUAACUGCACUCAGUCGCAACCGAACAUCCCAUCUACCCAACCUCCGAGGAGCCCUAUCGACAGCAACUGUAGCAAUUAUGAAUCGGAUGGAGAAGAUGAUCUGCGCCAGAACGUCAUUGCACUCCAGCCCACUGCAUUUCAAAACGCCAGUGCAUCUCAAUAUCCCACCGCUUUCGAGAACUGCGCUGCACCUCAUGAUGAUGAUUUGGACUCCGACAUGAGCUCCGAUUAUGAGCCUGAGUAUGAUCCCGAGCCUGUCGGCUCGGACGUGAGUGGUGAUGAUGAUUCUUCAGAAAGAGGCUUCCAGUACGAUUACCCCUACUCUGAGUCUGAUUCUGAUUUCUCCGUUGGCCAGGAGUCAGAUGAAGAGUCGGAGUCAGAUGAAGAGUCGGAGUCACAGGAAGGAGGAAUCAACUGGGACCUCCCAGACCUCGCCAGUGUUGUGACUGGUCCGACAUCUGAAACGAAGACUGAGGAGACCGAGGCUGAACCAAACCACGACAAGGGCCAUGGCAUCGGUCGCCUUGUUACUCCGGAUAUGAAUGGCGAUGCCAUCACCUGCAGUACCCCUUCAGCCAACUUCGCCUCUCUUCUAGAUAAGCCAGUAGCGGAUCUUGGGGCGUUUCUGUCCUUAUUCCAUCCUCGUGAUGUUCAGCUGGCUACUCCCAAGUCCAACAAAUCGGCGGGUGAUACUGAUGAAGCUUCCUCGACCCACAAGCCAGCGAUUGAACCUGUGAUGGAAAUGACAGAAGCUCACUGGUAUCCCUCGGACAAAGCAGAGUUCUUUGAGGCUCGCAAGGAAAACAAGGUGGCCGUGAUGGAGUCUCCUUCGCCCGUUGUCAAGGAGUAUUCUCGUCUUGCUAUCUCUGACAUCAUGGAUGAGGAUGUCCCAGUUGGAAAAGGGAAGAGAAAGGCAGAGGCUAUCUCGUCUACCACCGAGGAAGAGCUUGCAUGGGACGCUGGCGAAGUCAUGGAAGUCGACAAUGACAAGGAGGUUGCCGAACCGAUCAAAUCUUCCACUGAAGAUGAGGAGGUCAACGAACCGAUGGAAGCUUCCGCUGAGGUAAUCGUAAUUCACCCGCUCGAUGUACCUGUCUCUUUCGCUACAUGUGCGCUUCGCCUCGACGAUGACAGUGAUAGGCCAGCCAAGAGACAGCGGUUGCGCAAUAUUGCCGAGCGGAUCGGUUAUGUUGCCCUUGGUGGUGUAGCUACUGGCGCCAUGAUGUUUGGCGCAUUGGUUUACACUGCACCCACCUUUGUCUGA